CAGCCCUUCUCCGGCUCCCUGUACGGGUUCUCCAUCUUCGCCAGCGGCUGAGGAAAGAACAAUAAUAGGACCGCAGUAGCGGACGAUGGCGUUGCUCACAUACAUACCGUUGGUUCGUGCGCCGCCGCGAGGCUCCGUAAACCUGAGGACAGCGGUGAGAUGAGAGGACAAACAAAGCCUGCAAACAUGCGAGAGUGUGUAGGAGACUUACUGGAGGACGCCUGUCGAGCCAGAGCGGGUUUGAGCCGCUGAAGUCCUCUCAGGGCGGACAUGUUGACCUGUCAGCGUGGCGGAAGCUGUCCGUUACUGUUUUGGCUCCUCGCGUUUUUUUUCGUUCCUCCUUCUUGUGAGAUUGAAUUUACGUGUCUAGAUUUGCAAGGCAGCUGUUAGUUUUGCACAUUUCUCUACAUCUGAUUAGCCUUCAUUUACUUUUUUUAGUGACGUAUUGGAGAUGCAGAUAUGUUUAACGGAGCCGCUGAUUGAACCCGGACAUAUUAAGCCCGAGGAGGCGAGGAUACCCGCUCAGUACGAAAUCCGAGUCAGACGGAUCUGUUCGAGGAAGCGGUCCAGAGACGGCCUGAGGAGCCAUCUGACCCCCGCCGGGAAACGGUCAGCAGCACCGGGUCAUCCGCGAUGCUCCUGGGGCUCCAGCAUGUCAGAGGCGGAGGCAGAGUUCUGUAGUGACAGUGAGGACCUGUUUGGGAACUAUGACAGCCUCCUGGAGAACAGUUCGGUGCUGGCCCAGCUGGAUCAUGUGGAGGAGCUGGAGAGGCAGCAAGCCGAUCCCUCUGCACCCAUGGACCAGGAGCUUCUCUCAGACUCCAUCCUGGACGAGAACUUGGUGGAGGGGCUUCCAGACAUGUCUCACCGAACCAUCAAAAAAUGCAAACUCCAGGAGAUGGAAAGGGAUGUGAACCCGAGCAUAACUUCCGUAGAGGACAGAUUGCGAACAGUGGCCAGGAGACGAAGUGAGCUGCUGAAGGAAACCAUGCUCAGCAAUGCUGCUGCUCCUGCUGUCGUCUCACGCUCCGCCGCUCUGAAGGAGGCGGUGGUCACCAAGGAGAUCAGCGUGGCCAUGCAGGCCAUGGAGAGCGUGUCCUCCCAGAAUCCAGACCUGGGCCCAUUCUUCGGGCUCCCAACUCGUGUGAAGGAUCUGGUCUUCACAUCGAGGGGGAUCAAGAGUCUUUACGACUGGCAGGAGACAUGUCUGAACCUGGACUGUGUGCAGCAGAGGAGGAACCUCAUCUACUCUCUGCCCACCAGUGGAGGCAAGACCCUAGUGGCUGAAAUCCUCAUCCUCAGAGAGCUCCUCUGUCGGAAGCGCGACUGUCUCUUCAUCUUGCCGUAUAUUUCCCUGGUCCAGGAGAAGGUCCAGGGUCUGGCAGGUUUGGGUGUGGAGCUGGACUUCCUGGUGGAGGAGUACGCAGGCAGUAAGGGCCGCUUUCCUCCGGUCCGGCACAGGAACCGGCGCUCACUAUACGUGGCCACGAUCGAGAAGGCCCACAGUCUGGUCAACUCUCUGGUGGAGGCGGGCCGGCUGGAGGUCCUGGGCCUCGUGGUGGUGGACGAGCUUCAUAUGUUGGGAGAUGGCAGCCGGGGCGCGCUGGUGGAGAUGACCCUGAGUAAAGUCCAGUUUGCCAGUGAGAGCACUCAGAUCAUUGGGAUGAGCGCCACCUUGGGGAACAUCGGAGACCUGCAGGCGUUUCUAAAGGCUGAAAACUACACCAGCGACUUCAGACCCGUGGAGUUGAAGGAGUUCGUCAAACUGGGAGAUUCCAUAUAUGAAGUGGAUGCUCAAGCCGAAGAGUGUUUCCGGUUCUGUCGCCUUCUCCGCUUAAAGUACUCCAGCUCCAUGCAGAAGAUGGACCCUGACCACAUCAUCGCCCUGGUGACCGAGGUGGUUCCAACGCACUCCUGCCUCGUCUUCUGUCCCACUAAGAAGAACUGCGAGAAUGUGGCCACCAUGAUCUGCAAGUACCUCAGAGAAGACUUUGUGAAGCUCCGGCUGGAAGAGAAGAAGGUUCUGCUGCAGGAGCUGAAGGAUGCCGGGAAUGGUUCUGUGUGUCCGGUUCUGCAGCGGACGAUUCCGUACGGCGUGGCUUACCACCACAGCGGCCUGACCAGCCAGGAGAGGAAGCUGGUGGAGGAGGCAUAUUCCCGUGGAGUCCUGUGUCUGCUCACCUGCACCUCCACUCUGGCUGCCGGGGUCAACCUUCCAGCCCGCAGGGUGAUCCUGCGCUCGCCGUAUGUGGCCACAGACUUCCUGAAGAGGAGCCAGUACAAGCAGAUGGUGGGCCGGGCAGGUCGGGCUGGGAUCGACGCCAUCGGCGAGAGUGUCCUCGUCCUGCAGGACAAGGACAAGAUCAUGGCCAAGUCGCUGGUGUGCGCUCCGAUGGAGGAAUGUCUCAGCAACCUGCUGGCAGACGGAGGGCAGGGUCUGCUGACCCUGGUGCUGUCCAUAAUCGGGCUGAAGAUGGCCCAGACGCUGGAGCAGGUGAGGCACUUCUUUCGUGGCACUCUGCUCUUCGUGCAGCAGGCGGCACUCUGCUCGCCCAGCUCUUUGUGGGAGGUGGUGGACCAGAGUCUGGAGACGCUGAAGGAGAAGGGUCUCAUCACCGUGUCGAGUGGAACCCUCCAGGUCACUGACCUGGGCCGGGCCUCCUUCAAAGGCUCAGUGGACCUGAGCCACUCUGACCAGCUCUACCGGGACCUGAGCUGUGGACUGGAGGGACUGCUGCUCAACAGCUACCUGCACCUGCUGUACCUGGUGACACCCUACGAGCUGGUGGCACAGAGCAAACCGGACUGGAGGAUCUUUCUCGAUCAGUUCUCUCUCCUCUCAGGUUCGGAGCAGAAGAUGCUGGCGUCGCUCGGAGUCCCUGAGAGUUUUGUGGUCAGGAAAGCUGCAGGUCAAACGGUGAAGAAGGGAACAGACAUGGAGGUGGUCCACAGGGUGUACCUGGCGCUGGUUCUGCUCCGUCUGCUGAAAGAAACCAAUCUGUGGAGUGUGGCUGAGAAGUUCCAGCUUAGUAGGGGGUUCCUCCAGACCCUGCUCAGCUCUGCAUCAGCUUUCUGCUCCUGCGUGCUGAACUUCACCCAGGAGCUGGAGGAGCUGUGGCCCUUCAGGGCACUCCUGGCGGAGCUGACCCGCCGACUAAGCUACUGUGUCAAGUCCGAGCUGAUCCCUUUGAUGGAAGUUGUCGGGGUCACGGAGUCUCGAGCCAAGCAGCUCUUCAGCGCCGGCUACACAACACCAAGUCACCUGGCUAACGCCGACCCGGCACUCCUCUGCAAAACUAUCCAGAACCUUUUCAAGAAGCAGGCCAACCAGAUUGUGGCCUCAGCUAAGAUGCUUCUGAAGGAAAGAGCAGCUGUGCUGCAGGAGGAAGUGGACCACCUGCUGACCACGCCCACUGACCUCCCCUCAGCCCCCGCUGAGGUGUCACAUCACACUGGAGUUUGACUUUUAAUUCCUGACAAUAAAGUUUCUGG
Molecule: messenger RNA, 3492 nt
Organism: Synchiropus splendidus (mandarinfish)
Lineage: Eukaryota; Metazoa; Chordata; Actinopteri; Syngnathiformes; Callionymidae
Gene: helq
Product: helicase, POLQ like
Exons: 19
Coding region: 452-3463 (1003 amino acids)
Molecular function (GO): ATP binding; nucleic acid binding
Source: RefSeq, a predicted model, not a curated record